Molecule: messenger RNA, 6984 nt
Organism: Electrophorus electricus (electric eel)
Lineage: Eukaryota; Metazoa; Chordata; Actinopteri; Gymnotiformes; Gymnotidae
Gene: zbtb16a
Product: zinc finger and BTB domain containing 16a
Biological process (GO): regulation of transcription by RNA polymerase II
Molecular function (GO): RNA polymerase II cis-regulatory region sequence-specific DNA binding; DNA-binding transcription factor activity, RNA polymerase II-specific; protein binding
Source: RefSeq, a predicted model, not a curated record
GUCUGGUCCUACAGCUCACUGCACACCAGACAGUGUGACGUGCCUCCAUGUGCGUUAUUCGUAGCGUGAUUCAUUUAUUAGGAAAACUGUCCGUAUGUCUAGAAUAUUGCACGACUACAUUGUCUCCGGUUUCUGUAAGAUAAAAGACUGACCUUAUCUUGUUUACAGAGAUAACUGAACACACUGCUGAGUGGAAAGAGAGACUCAUGAGUUGGCCUGGUGGGUUUCGGAGACGUUAUGGAUCUGACUAAAAUGGGUAUGAUACAGCUCCAGAACCCCAACCACCCCACGGCGCUCCUGCACAAGGCCAACCAGAUGCGCCUGGCAGGCACUCUGUGUGAUGUGGUCAUCAUGGUGGACAGCCAGGAGUUCCAUGCUCACCGGACGGUGUUGGCCUGCACCAGCAAGAUGUUUGAGAUCCUCUUCCACCGCAGCAGCCAGCAUUACACCCUCGAUUUUCUCUCACCAAAGACCUUCCAGCAGAUCCUUGAGUAUGCCUACACUGCCACACUCCAAGCCAAGGUGGAAGACCUGGACGACCUGCUGUAUGCUGCCGAGAUCCUCGAGAUUGAGUACCUGGAGGAGCAGUGCCUGAAGAUCCUGGAGACCAUCCAGUCUUCGGAUGAGAACGACGCCGAGGUGGGCAUGAACGAUGGCAGCCUGGAUGAGGACGAGGAACGCAAGGGUCGGCACAGCAGGGGUGCCAAGAAGCAUUCUGCAGAGGAAGGCAGCUACGCGUCGGCCACCCAGCAGGCGUUGGUCCUGUCCGGCAUGGUGGAGCAGAGCCCCUCCGUCUCUGCUUCUUUCAGCUUGUCCACGAUGAGCCCAACCAAGGCCGCCGUCGACAGCCUGAUGAGCAUUGGCCAGUCCCUCCUGCAGAGUGGCGUGCCCCACGGUGUGGGCGGGACCGAGCAGCCCCUGCAGAGCAACACCCACCCGGUGCUGUCUGAAGUCAAGACGGAGAUGAUGCAGGUGGAUGAGGGUGGCGGGCCCGAGAGCCCUCAUGCUGCGGAGUCUGGCAGCCUAGGCAAUGGCGCCGAGGCGGACAGGGGCCGCGAUGGGCCUGGCACGCCCACCAGGAGCAGCGUGAUCACCAGCGCGCGUGAACUGCACUACGGGCGCGAGGACGGCGGCGGGGCCGAGCCGCAGGCCGACAUCAGCCAGAUGGGGCUGGAAGGUGGGGCCAGCAUGACGGAGAAGCACCUGGCUUCGCUCUACAGCCUGCCGCCCAAUCACAAGAGUGAGCCCAUGCUGGCCAUGCCCGCAUCAAUGGCGCCAUCGCUGCACGUGGCUCCGGCCCUCGCCAUGUCCAUGGACUUUGGCACCUAUGGCAGCCUGCUGCCGCAGACCUUCAUCCAGAGGGAGUUCUUCAGCAAGCUGGGUGAGCUGGCGGCCGGCAUGAAGCCUGACGGCCGUGGCAGCCAGUGCGAGCGCUGCAAUGUCUGCGCCGCCGAGCUCCCUGACAACGAGGCAGUGGAGCAGCACAGGAAGCUGCACAGCGGAAUGAAGACCUACGGCUGUGAGCUGUGCGGCAAGCGCUUCCUAGACAGCCUGCGUCUGAGGAUGCACUUGCUCUCCCACUCAGCUGGGGAGAAGGCCAUCGUGUGUGACCAGUGCGGCGCCCAGUUCCAGAAGGAAGACGAUCUGGAAGCGCACAGACAGAUCCACACCGGAUCAGACAUGGCUAUCUUCUGUCUCUUGUGCGGGAAGCGCUUCCAGACGCAGACGGCACUGCAACAGCACAUGGAGGUCCACGCCGGUGUUCGCAGCUACAUCUGCAGCGAGUGCAACCGCACGUUCCCCAGCCACACGGCGCUCAAACGCCACCUCCGCUCCCACACAGGUGACCACCCGUUCGAAUGCGAGUUCUGCGGGAGCUGCUUCCGGGACGAGAGUACACUGAAGGGCCACAAGCGCAUCCACACUGGGGAGAAGCCCUAUGAGUGCAACGGCUGUGGCAAGAAGUUCAGCCUCAAGCACCAGCUGGAGACCCACUACCGUGUGCACACAGGUGAGAAGCCGUUCGAGUGUAAGCUGUGCCACCAGCGCUCGCGGGACUACUCGGCCAUGAUCAAGCACCUGCGCACGCACAACGGCGCCUCGCCCUACCAGUGCACCAUCUGCCUCGAGUACUGCCCCAGCCUGUCGGCCAUGCAGAAGCACAUGAAGGGCCACAAGCCCGAGGACAUCCCCCCAGACUGGAGGAUAGAGAAGACCUACCUGUAUCUGUGCUAUGUUUGAAGUGGGGUGCAGGGGGAUGCACGUCCACCAGGAGGGUGGGGCAAGGGGCAGGGUUGGGGCGGGGAGGCCCACUGGGCCAGCGGCCGGAAGCGUGGUUAGGCAGUCAGUUUGGAAUGCAGGAGGAUGUAGUUGGAGGAAGCGAACAGUGGGGGAAGGGGGGUUGGGCACAUUUUUGUCGGAGGGGGCUGGGCAAAGCAACGUGGGAGAGGAUGUGACAUAGAGAGACAGGAAUACAAGGACACAGAAAAAAAUUCUUACCCGUUUAGUAUGGCUUCGUCAUUGGUGAGUCCCCGUUGUGGUGUUGCGUUCUGUUGUGUUGUAAUGGCACCUUGUGGAGUACUCAUCUGCUCACGGGAAGCAGCAUCUCAAACAGGAAGUCUGCUCUACACACUGAGGUCAUGCAGUACUGCUCAUCUUCAUGCCAGACACACACACAAAAACACGCACACAUGGAGUUUAGGAUUCUCCCACUGUCUCAUGGAGGGCUCUUAAAAAUGAUGUCCUCUCCUGUUUCCUCUUAGUAUAAUACUGUUUCACUCUUUAAACUUGAAGUGGGAUACUACCCCUUUUCCUCGUUAAUAACUGUUCACCUCCUUGAACUUAGAUGUGACAUACCAGGGGUUGGUGUAACAAGCACUUACAUCUGCCAGUAAGAUACUUUUGAAUACUUUUUGAGUAAGAUGCAUCUGAAUUGCAAUACAGGUGGUCAUGUGUGUUGGUUCUGCUUUUGGGGAACUGAGACAAAAGCUUCAAAGAGAGCAUCUUUAUUGAUGUACCAUAGACACUCAGUGGGUAGAGUCUUCCUGAAUAAUUUACAUUCAUUAAGGGUUUAUUGGUUUAACCAGCAUACAGAUCAGCUAAGCUCUCAAUGUUCCAUUCAUAAAUGUGAUUUCAGUUUCUCUACAUAAUCUCUACUUCUGCAGCAUAGCUGUCAACAGCUUCAUUGCGCAUAUUACAAAUCCACGUUACGACAACAGUUUCUGUUUGAUGUUUCUUCUCUGACAUUGCUGAGUGCCACGUCUCGCCAUUCUUCUGCCCUCAUUGGAUUUCCAUUGCAGCACACACUGUACGUUUCUAUGGAAUAAUAACUUGACACUUUGGGUUCUUUUCUUGCUUGUUCUCACAUUUAUUUCAUUAUUUCAUUUUUAUUAAGUACUUGCCCGGUAAAGAAAUCAGACUAACACAACGUCAUCAUUGCCAUUAAGUUCUGAAAUGAAAUUCGGCAGUACACUGCGCAUGUCCAUUACCUACUAGAAAUCUAAUCAACUGUUUAUGCUGUUCUGAUAUAGAGACCAAAAUAAUGACUAAAGCUGCUUUUGCCAGUGACCUGGACACUAAAGCGCACUGUGACAUACCGGACUAGUCCCCGCAUAUCUGAACAGUUAGUGAAGAAGAGUUUCACCUGUGCUAUGAGGUCUGGUCUGUCCAGCCUGGAGGGCUGCCAUAACAGAACAGAUCAGCUCUUCAUAUGGGUUUGGUCCUUUGCUUUGUCUGUGUCUCCUAUUUUACCUUGAUUUAUCUCAGCACAUUGUACUUGAAUUACCUCGUUUUUUGUGACCUCAUGUGCUUGCGUUUUUAAUUUUUCCUUUGUUUCGUUUGUCGUCUCUUCUCUUUUUUUUGUAUAUUUGAUUGUGAACGCAUGUGUCUGCCUGCUAUGUUUCACGGAGGAGAUGUGAAAUAUGAUAUGUACUCAGAAGUGCCACGAUGAAGAGAGAUUAUUGCAUCUUUGUUACCAAAAUUGGUAUUUUUUUUUAAAAAAAAAUUUAUUAACCCUACUUGUUUAAGAGCUUGUGGGUGUGGUCAUUUUUUUGUAAGCUACCUCUAAGUUUUGUUUUAUUUCUUGUUUUAUUUUCAUUUGCAAAAGCACAUUUUUGUGUUAAAGUUUUGCAUUAUUGCAACGUUUCAUCUCAUGCUUUCAAGCAUUAUCUGUUGAGAUUUGUAAGUAACAUAUAAAGGAUAAAAUUUGAUAGUGAUAAUUAAACAGAAAAGACAAGCAAUUAUUUUCUCAUACAGUCCCCCCCCCUCACCCCCCAACCUUUUAGUUAAGAGCAGAGAAGAGAUUUAGAAGCCUUAAGUUUGGGGAAAGCAUUGAUAUGGGAGGUAUGUAUGGAAUUGAUGGAGUGUAGUACUUUAAAGUAAAAAAAAAAAAAGUUAAACUUGAAAAUAUGUGAAUAGAAUUGUAGUUUUGUAAUGUGAAAAAAAAAAAAAAAAAAAAGAUGGUUCACUAAGCCUGAACCGUGAAGAACAGGUCAUAUGCAGAGGUGCAUUGUGCGUUGGACAAUUGGGGCUGCAAGUGGUAAUCGGAGAUGAAAGGAAGGAAAAAAAACUAAAUCCUGUCGGUCAGCUUCUCUUUAUAUGAGUGUAGUCCUGAGCAAGAGCCAACAGAGGCCAUUUGAUAUAUAAAAUUGUGAUAUUUUUGUAUUGAGUGUCGGUCCCUUUUCCAUUUGUCGAGGUUUCAGCAGGGCAAAUCUUUGUACAUUUUUUUUAUUUUGUUUUGUUUGACAUGAUUCUUUCCUGGUUUGAAUUGUUUGCCUUGCUCCUCUUUGGUAAUGUUGGACAUAAAUGUGUGAAUAAGUGGUGGUAAGUGUUGCUUUCUGAAUGUCAAUACAUUGUAGGUGAAGGACUAAAUCAGCCACAAACUCCUUUAUGAGAGAGAGAGAGAGAGAGAGAGAGAAAUUAAAUGUGAUGCCAAUGAUCAGUUACAUUGCACACAAGAUUUCAAACAAUCAUGUUGCCAACAUUUUAUUUCUUUACUUGAAGUUGCUAAAGGGGGGGGGAGACAUAGAGGGGCCGGGGGUGUAACUGUUUUAUGUCUUGUUAUAUCCUGGAAAACACUGUGAGUUGGGACUCUUUUGAUCCCAUGUGAGAUUCAAAGCAAGCAUAAGUAGCUCAGUGUCAAAGGCAGAAAUAAUAUUGUUUUUGUAUGAGUGGCAAAUGUCAGCACAUAUUAAGCAGAUAUUAAAAAAAGAGUUUGUAAUAUGGGGCAACAAUAAGAGAUAUAAAGCCACAUACUAGUGUCUGUUUUCUCUACUUUUGUUUUACUUUCCUUUGUGUGUGUGCAUAAAGGUAUGAAUGUCGGUGUGUGGGUUUCAGAGAGCGUAUAUUGGUGACAAAUGCACUAAUAUCAGAUAGUAAUGUUCUAUGCCACUUUUCUCUAUAUAUGGUUAAAAGAUUUUGGCAUUGAUAUAGUUCUUCCCUCAAUGUUAUUCUGAUGUUUCUGUAAUAUUUGUGCCUAAAUGAAUUGUUCAAGGAAUUGUCCAUCUAUAUCUGCUUAGUUUCUGUAUUUUCAAAAGAAAAUAACUGGUGUCUCUAGGGCUCCAGGGAUGCCACAAUGAACAGAUCCUGCCUGUCUCCCCAGGAGGAGGCUAAAUCCCUAUUAACAAUGUCCAAUUAAAAGAGCUAUUUUGGAUCAUUUUAUGGUCUGCUUUUUUCAUUAAUGACUAAAUAUUAAAUUCUGUAUUGUUGCAGUGUUUUGUAUACAAUUUGAAAGGAAUUUUAAGAUGAACAUUCCUUGCUUUGAAAUAUGUGCAUUUGUCUCGAUGAUUAUCUAACAGUGUAGGCAUUUCUGUUCUGAGAGUCACAUUUGGGCACUGUUUCUUCAGUUGUUUGAAUGUCAGCAACAGGUUUGCUGAUUAAAGCUAAUGAUGAUGCCUUUUCACGUUGACUCUGAUGUUUUACUGAGAUUUUCUGCCCCAGCAUAACGUUCUUGCUUUCUUUCUUUUUAAGAGUACUUACAUUGUCGGUGCAUGUAAAGAGACAGUAAAGUCAGUCAUCCUGGCAUCCCUGGAGUUGGCUCACUGUGUUGGCGUGUGGUGUUUUAGAAAGAGUAGCCAUUUCAUGCCGUGUUGCCAUGCAUGUGCCACUUACGUCUAGACUAAACUGUCUGAGUAACAAAGUUCUGAGACAUUGUCUUUUUUUUUUUUUUUUUUUUUUAAAUUAGCACUGAGGACCAAUUGCCCUGUCGGACCAAGCCUAACAAAGCUUUUUUUAUGUAACAAAGCAUCUCUCUCUCUCUCCUCUCCCUCUGUCUUUGCUCUCUCUCCCGAUCUCAUUCUUUCUCUCUGGCUCUCUCUAUCCCCCCCACCUCGCACUCCCUUUACUGUAAACCCCCCCUCCCCUUUUUGGGCUUAUGUGUUUUUCUUCCUUGUCGUGACAGCACAAGUGCCAGUCGUUGCUCUGUACUAAAAAAUAGUGUUUUUAUAAUUAUUUGAAUUGUUAUAGUUACGUCUACCUCAGCACCUAAUCUUAGCCUAAUCUUAGAAGGUGCCCAAUUUUGUUUUUGUCUUUUUUUCUGUUUGUCGUCAAUUGUAAAAAUUUUAAUUUGCAUUAAGCUUUGCGAAGGUCCUUUUGUCUUUUCCAGCAACAUUUUUGUAGCACUAUUUUCUGCCAAUUGUGCUACAGAUAUCGGCAUCAGUUUCUGAUGUGGUUUUUCUUUCUGUGUAGGAUCCGACACAUCUCUUUGUAACAUUUCAGUGUUCUCUGAUGGAGUGUGGAAAAAAUAAAGAAAUUAAAGAGAUUUAAUGCUGCAGGUUUCUUCUCAAUGUUGUUACUGAGUAAAUUGUGUGCCUUUAAUAGUGAGAGAUUUUUUUACAUCCUACUAACAGUAGAUUGUUUUGUAGUGUGGGUUUUUUGGGUUUUUUUUUGUUUUUUUUUUGUAUUUUUAUUUAUGAGUUUCAUCAAAUAACAAUGUUCAGUUGUACUCCUUAAAUCUGCAGUUAGAAAAAAAAUAAAAAGUGGACUUAA